AAAACGUAAACUAAUCUUUUUUAGUUGCUUGGUUUGUCAUUUUUUGUAUAAUUUAUUAUGAUUAUUAAGUUGGUAGUGCAAUAUCGUGGGUUGAUUGAAGUUGGACAUUAAAACUUUCGGAUCCUGACUCAGUGGUUUAGGGGUUCGUGCGUGAGAUCAAAGGUCCUGGGUAUUCGAAUCACAAGUACAGGAUCGUUGAAUGAACACCGUUGAGGAGUUCCAUACUGGGACGAAAUGGCUGUCCAGUGUUUCCAGGUUUUCGAUGAUAGUCUAACAUUGAUCGUUUCAUGAUCUCAAUUAUUUAUUAAUUCUUUAAAAAUGGUAAAUUUUAGCUAUUGAAACAUUACAAAUUAAAGAAAGAUGGGAUGUGGAUUUAACUGAUACUGAUGGUGGAAUUACUAAACUUCCUUUAUUGUAUGAAGAUAUUAUUGCCGACUCAUUCAUCCUUUGUGAAGAUCAAGUAUUUCCGAGAACAUCAAUAGAAAAACCACUUUUUGACUCUGAUGAACUUCAAGAACGUUUUCCAGAGUGGUCCGGAAUAGGAAUGAUUAGUUUCAUCGCAGUAUCACAACGCUUAGCUGAUCAAAUUGAACAUACUGUGCAAAGGGCCCAUAAUCAAGAUGAAUCGUCUAAUGAAUAUCAACAAAGUUGGAUAGAUUCAGGUGUAAAUAAUCUACGAAGUUCUGGACAAAACAUUAUUUCACAGGCUAGAGGAUUACUUUUAGUUUUAAAUAAUAUUGAAUGGGUUGCGUGUCAUGCAAAUUAUCGUCUGUUAAAUUUAUACAAGUCAUUAGGUUAUGUUUCAGUUGAUCGAUUACAAGCUACUUUAGAUGAAGCAUGGGACGAAGGUCGAAAGGAUAUUUGUUCAAGAUAUGUGAAAUUACGUAGUGAAUGGUUAUGUUUACCGCUUCAAUCAUAUUUAUCAAAUCUUUUGCCGUCGGAAAGAUACACUAGUAUUAAGAAACAGGACAAUAUAUAUAUAAUAAAUGGCAUACAAAGUUCAUUACAAGAAGUUUUGGCUAAUUUAUCGCAUAUUUAUUCUGAAUUAAUUUUACUCAUUGGAUUGAAAUCCAUUCAGUCAUCAUCACCCUAUCGAACUAAUUCUUCCAAUGAGACUAAUGAUAAAAAACCAAUUUGUUCUAUUAGUAUACAAGAGAUUUUUCAUCAAAUUAUUCAAUAUCUUAUUCAAAAUAUUCAUGAUCGUUUGAUUGAACGUAAUAUAUCGGAUUGGUCACAAUUCGCUCAAUUACAAUUAACUCUGGAUUUGAAUGCAAUUAAAUUAAUUUUACCGAAUUAUUUAUUUACAAAUGAAUCAAAUAAACUAUUAAACACAAUAUGCUCUUGUUAUAAGAUUAAAAUAUCUCCAGUAUUCAAUUAUUUAGGAAGUGAAGAAUCUCAACAUUUGUCGAAAUUGCUUGAAAAAGAAAGAAGUAAAAUGCGUUUAUUAAUUAAUGGUUUAACUACACUUCAAUCACCACGUCGAGAAUCAAUGGUCACAGGAUAAUGGUGAUUUUCUCGUGUAUUCCCACCCCAAAUCACACAGAUACACAAAAGUAUACCAGCAAUUCACCUUUUCGUGGUGAUUAUCUUUUUAUGUGCUUAUUGUUGUUUACUUUCCUUUUUUAAAAAUUUAAUUUGCAUAAACUGUAAUUCUAAUCUGUGAUUGAUUUUCACGUGUAUAUGUGACUAUUGUUUCAACUAAUCAUAAACGUUCUGUUGUUUGUUUUCUAAAAAAAGAUUACGGUGUAAUCUCUUUUACGGGGAAAAAACCGUGAAUACAUUGAAUAAAUUUUGUGAACAGAGAUCAAUUUACUUCUAUGCUUAAUUUUGG
Molecule: messenger RNA, 1831 nt
Organism: Schistosoma bovis
Lineage: Eukaryota; Metazoa; Platyhelminthes; Trematoda; Strigeidida; Schistosomatidae
Source: the annotation of a GenBank genome assembly